Messenger RNA from Ruditapes philippinarum (Manila clam), 3160 nucleotides. RefSeq lists its product as uncharacterized. The transcript has 10 exons. NCBI's taxonomy places the organism in Eukaryota, Metazoa, Mollusca, Bivalvia, Venerida, Veneridae. The coding region runs from base 247 to 2493 and encodes 748 amino acids. The record is from RefSeq and is a predicted model, not a curated record.
AUUUAAAACAUAAGCGUGUUUUCCAUAUAAGUACAGGAAGAAAAAUGAGUAAUACGAUAAUUAUAAGUUUCCUAUUAAAAUAUAUUUAAUCAAACGAAACAAAGCAUCAGGAAAUGAGCGUGAGCAUCAUUAUCCUGUUGCAAUGAUACAAGUAAUGUACAUUUAAAUUCAAGUAUAUACUUUACUUGAAAAAUAAAUUUCGGCUGUGCAAAUGAUCUUAAAAGUUAGCUGAAGACUAUAGUAGAAAUGGAUUUGAUCUACAUAUUGAUUUGCUUUCUGGUAUGGUGUAUUCUAGAAUCCCAGAGUCAAUCUUUUUGUGGUCCAAACGACAAACCCGUUAUCAACGUCUGCACUGACCAGGAUUUGACCAAAACAAGAAUUAUAUAUAUUGAUACUAUCAGCGUAACAGAUUUCCAGCAGACAUCAUGUGAAUGUGUUAUUACACCUAACACGCAUACAGUUCAGCUAAAUCUACAAUUAGUUUUUAUGUCUGGAAGAAAUGGUAUACAAUUUGAAAUAAAUAACAUAAGCGUAGGCAAAUUUUCUACGAAUGAUAAAACAGACAUAACGGGUGCUACGAAACUUUCAUUUUCUACACUUGAAAAUCAUGCAAAUGACGGAGUUUGUUUAGCCGUAUAUUCAGGUAAAAGUGAACUAUUAAAUAUUUCCUGUACACAAUCAACAAAGAAGGAGACAACAGUUCUGACCAGAACAUCGUCUAUAUCUCAAGGGAGUGAACUAGUCAACAUUUCAAGUACGAGAGCAACACGGGAGACAACUAUACCAAGUAGAACACCAUCGGUGUCUCAAGGGCGUGAAGUAGUCAACAUUUCUAGUACGAGAGCAACAAGAGAGACAACUAUACCAAGUAGAACACCGUCGGUGUCUCAAGGGCGUGAAGUAGUCAACAUUUCUAGUACGGGAGCAACAAGAGAGACAACUAUACCAAGUAGAACACCGUCGGUGUCUCAAGGGCGUGAAGUAGUCAACAUUUCUAGUACGGGAGCAACAAGAGAGACAACUAUACCAAGUAGAACACCGUCGGUGUCUCAAGCGCGUGAACUAGUCAACAUUUCUAGUACGGGAGCAACAAGAGAUACAACUAUACCAAGUAGAACGCCGUCGGUGUCUCAAGGAAGUACACUAGUCAACAUUUCUAGUACGGGAGCAACAAGAGAGACAACUAUACCAAGUAGAACGCCGUCGGUGUCUCAAGGAAGUACACUAGUCAACAUUUCUAGCACAAGAGCAACAAGGGAGACAACUUUACCGAGCAGAACACCAUCUAUAUCUCAAGACAGUAUAAUAAGAGAUGACAUAAACGUUGACAGUAUAACAAGGGAGAACACCAUUCAGUCAAACAAAACGUUAACAUCACAAGGGAGUCAAUUAACUUUAUACCUAAACAGAUCUACACUCUAUGCUUCGGUCGACACACAAAACAGUAUAGAAUCAUAUAACCGACUUUUUUGCAAACACGAACAACAACUUAUUGUUAAAGUAUGUACUGAUGACGAAGUGCUGAAUAAAAGAUUAAUGUUCAUUGAUACUGUGAGUGUUCCGAAACAUCAACGGACUGAAUGUGAAUGUCUUGUAACACCUUUAGAACGGGGUUUUACUUUGAGUUUAAAACUGCAAAAUAUAUCUGGAAGACGAAAUAUGCAAUUUCAAAUAAAAAAUAUUACAGUUGGAAAAUAUUAUAACAAUACAAAAACGAAUGUUACAGGUGCAACGAAACUUUUAUUUUCAACAACUGAAGAUCACCGAACAGAGGGACUUUGCUUAGCUGUUUAUUCGGAUGGCGCUUACUUCAAUAUGACUUGUAAGAGAUCAACAAGAGGAACAACAAGCCAGUCCAGUCCAACAUCAACAACAGGAGUCAACGCUAUUAUAAUUCCUACCGUGUCAGCAGCUUGUGGACUUCUUUUUGGAAUUGUUAUUGCUGUUGUCUGCGUUAUUGUCUACCAAAGGAAAAAGAAAGGGAAAGGAAGACAAGCCACUAUGAUAAUCCCCGCAGACGCAAAUGUGGAGAGUGAUUAUUAUAUGACUGAAAAUGCGAUGUACAAUAUGGGUGAGAUUUGCACGAGACAACCAACCAAUGAAAACGAACACAAUGAUGUUGCCAAUGAUGCCGAAGCAUAUGCCGGAGCAUCGCCAAGCCAUUAUGAUUGUAUCCAAGAAUCAACUGACAGAAACCAAUCUUCUGAAAACUCACCAAGCCAUGCUGUGUCAAACGAGUAUUCAACGUGUCUAAAAGCAGGUCAAGUCACUGCUGGUGGCUUAAACAAUAACACUUCAAAUAAUUAUCAAAAGUACCAACUAAAAGGUUCAAGAAUAAAUGGUGAUGAUAAUACGGUAUAUGACAGUACAAAGUCAACCAUUCCUCAGCAGGCGGUCGGAGAUAAUGAUUAUCAUCAUUUAGGUUCUGUUGGUUUGAAUAGAUUGAAUCUAACAUAUGAUAAAAUUGGUUAUACUGGUGUGGUUAAAAAUUAGACAAUUUUAAAUGAGGAAUAUAUAUAACAAGUAUUAGCAUUUCCAAAAAUGCUUGCAUUGCCAUUCAGCAAUGAAUAUAGAAAUGAUUUCAUUUCUCGCCUAAUACCUUACGUGUGGUCAAAACAUAAAACCAACAGAAAUAUUUGAUACACUCUACUAUUCUAUAAAAUAUAGUAAUAGUAUAUGAAACGAGUUAGUGACGAGGAUAUAACACUGGCUGGGGCGACAUCAAUGCAUGUUUCUGCUACAAAAUGUCGAGCCGUUAGACCGAUACAAUUGUUUUUCAGAAACAUCCCGAGAUGUCGCCCGAGCCAGUGUUAUACCCCCGUAACUAACGAGUGUCAUAACUAUAACUGUUUUAUCGCAUUUUCAUCGUUUUAUAGAAAUCAGAAAAAAAACGACAACAAAAAAGUGCAUUUCUCUCUCUUGUGCCCUUUCACUUUUUCAUCUUCUCACUCCCAGACAAAAUGAACCAAAACCAGCUAAUGAUGUCGUAAGCUACCUUACAGCUAUAUAUAAUAUUGAAAAACAACGUCAAAUGUUAGAGACGGAUUGUAAACUGAUAACUUGUGGAGAAAGUUAUUCGGAUUCAAGAUUUUAGGGCUUUAGAUCGUGUUUUCAAGUCGCAUCUUUUUAAAAUAUUGUAAAAUCAGCUGUUGUUUAUUAA